Molecule: messenger RNA, 1161 nt
Organism: Lichtheimia ornata
Lineage: Eukaryota; Fungi; Mucoromycota; Mucoromycetes; Mucorales; Lichtheimiaceae
Exons: 3
Coding region: 1-1161 (386 amino acids)
Biological process (GO): ceramide biosynthetic process
Cellular component (GO): Golgi membrane; endoplasmic reticulum membrane
Molecular function (GO): sphingomyelin synthase activity; ceramide cholinephosphotransferase activity
Source: RefSeq, a predicted model, not a curated record
AUGGAUCGCUUCUUUCUGCGAACAAGUAUUAUCGAGAAAGGUGCCGGUCUCUCACCUACCGGGGUUGCACCAUGGGCUGAUUCAAAGCAACGCAUUGGUUUUAUCAAAUUACGACUCGAGCCUCCUGUACAUUUUCAGAGUUGGCGUGAUGUUAUCGAUGUAUUCAUGAAUCACGAGUUUUUACGGGUGAUAUUGGCUAUUGCUUGGAUCAUUGCCUGUGGGCUCAUUGAAUCGUUCCUGGCACAACUAAGUGAUAUGCGUUUUGCUGAUAUCAACUUUGACAAGCAUACCUUGAGAGAUCUAUUACAUGACGCAUUCCCGAGAAUCGAAAACUAUCAGAUCGUCAACUAUUUGCUUCUCACUAUCGUUUUAUGCACGUUGUUGGGGUUCCUUUUGCAGUCACCAGAUUGGACGAUGAGAUGGAUCGUAUUAAGGCGAUGGCUGGUGAUCAUGGGAUUCAUUUACAUCUUUCGCGGCAUUUGUUUGGUGGCAACUACCCUGCCCUCUUCACGCAUGAAUGAUUGUCAACCACCCGAGGUAGCUCUCCAUGGGUCAGCAGCCGAAAGAUUUGCAUUCCUUUUCAAUCAAAUCGUUGGUGGUAUCAGCCCGUGCACGGACAACAUAUUUUCAGGUCACACCUCGACCAUGAUGUCGUGUGUUAUGGUGUGGCGUAUUCAUUCACGUUUAACAAGGCCUUUCACUUGGUUUAUUUAUCUCCUUUUCAUCGCUGCGGUGCUUAUCAUCCUUUUCACCCGAUUCCAUUACACGGUGGACGUAAUUUUGGCUAUCUACAUUAGCUAUUCGGCUUGGUACAUUUAUAUGAAUUGCAUCCAGGAGGCAGUACAAAGGGCUGUGUUUGGGUUUCAACAUCAUUCAACUUUGGAUCUUUUUCGUUCUCAAUUCAACUCGUUUGAUGCGUCAGCUAUCUACGCUUAUUUAACUUGGCAGCCAAACCCUAUUCCUUCAGCAUGGCUCAUUCACUUGAUCAGUUACUGUGAUGGUUUGGACAUUCGCUUACGUGCUCUCGGGAUAUUGGAUGAACAUGGCAACCCGCGUCGUGAAUCAUUACAACUUGUGGAUGUACAUCAAAUGACGACCGCUGCGAAUAUAAAUGGAGGAAUGGAACCUCACCAACAGCCCAUGCAGUCGUUGCCUGUGUAA